Drosophila eugracilis is the source of this 1105-nucleotide messenger RNA. Its product is annotated as SPRY domain-containing SOCS box protein 3-like. NCBI's taxonomy places the organism in Eukaryota, Metazoa, Arthropoda, Insecta, Diptera, Drosophilidae. Gene Ontology annotation, molecular function: protein binding. The coding region runs from base 198 to 1007 and encodes 269 amino acids. Gene Ontology annotation, biological process: proteasome-mediated ubiquitin-dependent protein catabolic process. Gene Ontology annotation, cellular component: SCF ubiquitin ligase complex. The transcript has 2 exons. The record is from RefSeq and is a predicted model, not a curated record.
UAUUUUUUUGACACAUAAUAAUAGUUUCAAAUCAUGCCCAUUUAAGAAAUUUGCGUCAAACACUAUGACUAGCAUUAUCUUGUUUUUGGAAAAUAUCAUUCAGUCAGAAUCAAAACUCUGGUGUGAUCAGAAGUGUUUCCUAUCCUACAAAGAAUUAUUAUCAUAUAUAAUUUGGUGGACUCUGAAGAAACGGUGUCAUGGCUUACAAAUUUUGCGACUGCUCGUUCCCUAGCUCUAUAGAAAUAGCCCGCUGCAAAGGCCAUAUACCUGAUUUGUUAAAGUGUCGUUGCGGCGAGUACGUCGGUGAAUAUCCCUGGCAAUGGGACGACUCUGAAAACUUGGAUGUAAUGGUCCUUGGUAAAGACAUAGUUUUCCACCAUUCCCGAAGUCGGGGAACCGCGAUUGUGAAGGGAAAGCAGAGUCUGCAACCAGGCAUGAUACAUUAUUGGGAAAUGCUCGCAGUCUCUCCUCUAUUCGGUACUGAUGUGAUGUUUGGUAUAGGUACUCAAAACCUAGACCUCGGACAGUAUGACUUCAGAUAUGUCUCAGGGUUGGGUCUUGAUGCUCAUUCCUGGGGUCUCUCAUACUUCGGGCGGCUCCAACAUGGCGGCAAACGGGUGUCCUACUGCCACAGUUUUUCCCAGGGCACUCUGAUUGGUGUCUACUUGGAUCGUUCACGCGGCCACAUAGAGUUUUAUUUGAACCGAACGAGUUUAGGUGUGGCAUUUACCAAUGUACCCGUGGAUCCUGAUGUAAAGAUAUAUCCAAUGGUCUGCUCUACGGCCGGACAGUCUGUGAUAAGGUUGAUCAACUGUACGUCAGUAUUGGAUACGAUGCAGCUACGAUCCUUUCAAUCACUGUCGAAUAAGCAUCCGGCUAAGCUCUCUGCACUUCGCCAAAUUCCGGGACUUCGCCAAAUAUUUAAGUCGUAUUGGUUCUUGGAUUUCCCAUUUUUUUACUCAAAACCAGAGACUUUUUACAGCCUAUCUCAAAUUGUGUCCGAUUAAUUUUAUGUUAAGUAUGAAUUUAUUUUAAAGCACGAAAAUAUACAAUCAAUAGAAUUGGGAGAAAUAAAUCUUGUGUGCGUGCAUAAUUGAACCUACAA